CAGAAAAAAUAUUCUCACCAAUUUGGCUACGUCAACAAAUCAGCCUGAAAUUCAAAUUGCAAAUGUUUUUCCCAAAAACAUAGUACUUCAUUUUAGGAUUGCCUAAACAGUUUUAAAUAUUACUUAUAUAUAUUUAACGAUAUAAGAAUAUAAAAAGUAGGAAAGGUGUCCUCAUAUUUUGUCUUCUAUGAAGUCUUCAAAUGACAUCACUCUGCAGGAAACACAGGAAUCAAAGGAAGAAAUUGAAGUUGAGGGUGAAAAUAUAACACCCGAAACUCAACUCAACACAGACGAAAUGGACAGUGAAAAUAAAAAGGAUAAAAGUUAUUCUCCCAAUAAGCAAGUAAAAUAUGGGUACAUAAAGUAUGUCAGUCUUUUUAUACUGACAAUACAAAAUGCAGCACUGGGCCUGAGUAUGAGAUAUGCACGUACAAGAGAUGUUGUCAUGUUUUCAUCAGCUGCUGCUGUGCUAAUGGCAGAAGUAUUGAAACUUGCAAUUUGUAUUUGUUUGGUAAUACAAGAAAAUGGGAGUGUUAGAAAAGGAGCACAAACAAUGUAUAAUACAGUGAUAUUGAAUAUAAAGGACACUUUACGUGUCUGUGUGCCAUCAUUUUUAUAUAUAGUACAAAACAAUUUAUUAUAUGUCUCUGCAUCAAAUUUGGAUGCAGCUACGUAUCAGGUAACAUAUCAAUUAAAGUUGUUGACAACUGCAUUCUUUGCUGUCUUAGUUUUAAAAAGAAGAUUAAAACGAUGGCAGUGGGGUGCAUUAGGUUUAUUAGUUAUUGGUGUUGCAUUAGUACAACUUUCAUCAACGGACAAAGAUUCUAAAGCAACUUCUUCAUCAAACUUACAAAAGCAAUCUAAAGUCCUUGGGUUUGGCGCUGCAUUGGCAGCAUGCUUUAUUUCUGGAUUUGCUGGAAUAUAUUUUGAAAAAGUGCUGAAAGAAUCUGAUAUAUCAGUGUGGAUGAGGAAUGUGCAAUUGAGUUUAUUAUCAUUGCCUUUUGGAACUAUAACAUACUUAGUAAAUAACAAUGGGUCUAUAAAAGAUUUACUCAAAGGGUUUGAUGGUUUUGUGUGGUAUCUAGUCGUUUUACAAGCAGCUGGGGGACUUAUUGUUGCUGUUGUUGUGAAAUAUGCUGACAAUAUCCUAAAAGGAUUUGCUACAUCUGUAGCUAUUAUAAUAUCAUGUGUUGCAUCAAUGUACAUAUUCGACUUCCACUUAACGAUUCAAUUUGCUUUAGGGACUAUGUUUGUUAUUGGUUCCAUAUUUUUGUAUGGUUAUGUUCCUAAGAAGAAAGAAACUCGAACUUCAUUGAGUGUAUGAAUUUUUUUUAGUAUUAUAUUAUUUGAUAAAAUUGCCAGUAUGUACUUAUACAAUUUAGAUAUAAGUUAAAACUUUGUUUAUAUACAUGUUGUAUUAAUAAGGCUACAAUAUUAUAUUUUAUACACUUUUUAUUGAAAC
This is a messenger RNA of Zerene cesonia (dogface butterfly), 1462 nucleotides long. It is a transcript of the gene Ugalt, whose product is annotated as UDP-N-acetylglucosamine transporter. The transcript is spliced from 6 exons. The record is from RefSeq and is a predicted model, not a curated record. The coding region runs from base 188 to 1324 and encodes 378 amino acids. Gene Ontology annotation, biological process: pyrimidine nucleotide-sugar transmembrane transport. Gene Ontology annotation, molecular function: UDP-galactose transmembrane transporter activity. NCBI's taxonomy places the organism in Eukaryota, Metazoa, Arthropoda, Insecta, Lepidoptera, Pieridae. Gene Ontology annotation, cellular component: Golgi membrane.